Thalassophryne amazonica is the source of this 5807-nucleotide messenger RNA. RefSeq names its product solute carrier family 12 member 5a (gene slc12a5a). Gene Ontology annotation, molecular function: potassium:chloride symporter activity. Gene Ontology annotation, cellular component: membrane. The record is from RefSeq and is a predicted model, not a curated record. NCBI's taxonomy places the organism in Eukaryota, Metazoa, Chordata, Actinopteri, Batrachoidiformes, Batrachoididae. Gene Ontology annotation, biological process: chemical synaptic transmission; potassium ion homeostasis; chloride ion homeostasis.
GAGAGAGGAAAUUGAAAUAGAAGAAAUUACACUGCUUGAAUACGCAAUCAGUUUAGCAGCUACAAGGUCUGAGCAACAUCAUCUGAGCAGGAGCGAGUGAGUGUUUUUUAUAUCAGUGAGUGGGAGGCUGGAGUGAGGAGGCAAAAAGAGAGAAAGGCACUGUGCAGCUUUGAGGCGUUCCAUCAUCCACCAAACUCCUGCAGCUUCCCCUCCCUCCCCUCCUCUUCCUCAUCCUCCUCCUUCUGGAGACUGAGAGAGAGAGCAACAGAGAGAGGAAGAGCAAGAAAGACUGAGCAACAGAAAGAGAGAGAAAGCAAGAGUCACGCUUACAAGCCAGCAGAGGAGAGACGUCAAAAGGAGGAUCUACAAAGGGGGGGGGAACAAAUCUUUCUUCUGCUGCUUCCCUUGUGUAUCCUAGAGGCAGCAAGUAGCAAAGAGGAGGAUCCAGCUGGCAAAUUUCUGCGCUGGUUCCCCCACGAUUCCUGUGGCCGAAUCACAGUGCGUGGAGCGCACAGCUGCCGAGAGCUCAGUCGGUGACAUCGCUCCGCAGUACUCUGGCGUAGAAGAGCCAGGAUGCUUAACAACCUGACGGACACAGAGGAGGGGGAUGGAGGAGCGCAAAGCCAGGGUGACAGUAACCCUAAGGAGAGCAGUCCCUUCAUCAACAGCAGUGACACCACCACAGAAAAAAGCCAGCAGUAUGACGGAAAGCACAUGGCCUUGUUUGAGGAGGAGAUGGACACCAGUCCCAUGGUGUCGUCUCUGCUCAGCAGCCUGGCAAACUACUCCAACCUGCCCCAAGGCAGCAAGGAGCACGAAGAGGCCGAGAAUAACGAGGCUGAGUCAGCACGCAAGAAACCUGUCAAGGCCCCCCAGCUGGGCACUCUGAUAGGUGUGUAUCUGCCGUGCAUGCAGAACAUCUUUGGGGUGAUUCUCUUCCUCAGGAUGACCUGGUUGGUGGGCAUCGGUGGCGUCUUUGGGACAUUCAUCAUCGUGUUCAUGUGCUGUGCUACAACAAUGCUGACUGCCAUCUCGAUGAGUGCCGUCGCUACCAAUGGAGUAGUGCCAGCUGGAGGCUCCUAUUACAUGAUUUCCCGUUCACUUGGCCCUGAGUUCGGGGGUGCGGUGGGGAUCUGUUUUUACCUGGGCACCACCUACGCUGGAGCCAUGUACAUCCUAGGGGCCAUCGAGCUCCUCCUGAUCUACAUUGUGCCAAAAGUGGCCAUCUUUCCCCUGGAAGGUCUGGAAGGUGAUGAGAGGGACGCCGCUCUGCUGAACAACAUGCGUGUGUACGGAACAAUCCUGCUGACCUUUAUGGCUACUGUGGUGUUUGUUGGAGUGAAGUACGUCAACAAAUUGGCCCUUGUGUUCCUGGCCUGUGUCAUUCUCUCCAUCCUGGCUGUCUAUGCUGGGGUCAUCAAAACCGGCUUUGAGCCUCCAGACUUGCCAGUGUGUCUUUUGGGAAACCGCACAUUGGUGUGGAAGGACUUUGACGUGUGCGCAAAGACUAUUGAGACAGCUAACGGAACAAUCACCACCCAGCUGUGGGAAAUGUUCUGUGACUCACCUUUCCUAAAUGCUACCUGUGACAAGUACUUUGCAGCUAACAAUGUGACACAGGUCCAGGGCAUCCCAGGCAUCACCAGCGGACUCCUGUCAGAGAAUUUGUUUGGGAACUACUACGAGAAGGGGGAUCUGAUAGCCAGGGCACACUUACAGUCAGUGCAAGAUGAAGACGACCCUCUAACCAACUCUAAACUCUACGUGCUGGCCGACCUCACCAGCUUCUUCACAUUGCUGGUCGGAAUCUACUUCCCUUCUGUAACAGGGAUCAUGGCUGGUUCUAACCGCUCUGGGGACCUGCGGGAUGCUCAGAGGUCUAUCCCCAUUGGAACUAUCGCCGCCAUCACCACCACCUCUAUCGUCUACAUGUCGAGUGUGUUCCUGUUUGGUGCCUGCAUUGAGGGUGUGGUCCUCAGAGACAAGUUUGGGGAGGGUGUCCAUGGAAACCUGGUGAUUGGCACAUUGGCUUGGCCAUCACCAUGGGUUAUUGUGAUUGGUUCCUUCUUCUCCACCUGCGGGGCAGGCCUCCAGAGUCUGACAGGAGCUCCUCGUCUCAUGCAGGCAAUCGCCAAAGAUGGCAUUGUGCCUGCCCUUCGGGUCUUUGGCCACGGCAAGGCGAAUGGGGAACCAACAUGGUCUCUACUGCUGACGGCCUGUAUCUGUGAGAGCGGAAUCCUCAUCGCUUCUCUGGAUUCAGUCGCUCCCAUCCUCUCUAUGUUAUUCCUGAUGUGCUACAUGUUUGUCAACCUGGCCUGCGCCUUGCAGACUCUGCUAAGGACUCCCAAAUGGAGACCCCGCUUCAAGUUCUACCACUGGGCUCUGUCUUUUCUGGGGAUGAGUUUUGUGUCUCACUUGAUGUUCCUCUGCUCAUGGUAUUACGCCAUUGUCGCCAUAGCAAUUGCGGGCUCCAUCUACAAGUAUAUUGAGUUUGCAGGGGCGGAGAAAGAGUGGGGUGAUGGGACGGGACUCUCUCUCAGCGCCGCACGUUACGCUCUCAUGCGACUGGAAGAAGGACCCCCACACACCAAGAACUGGAGGCCCCAGCUACUGGUGCUGGUUAGUACAGAUGCAGAGCAAAACGUGGAGCAGCCCCGUCUGCUUUCUCUGACAAACCAGCUCAAAGCAGGCAAAGGCCUGACUAUUGUCGGCACGGCCUUAGAGGGCACCUACCUGGAGAACUAUGAGCAGUCGCAGCGUGCAGAGCAGGCACUGCGUAAGCUGAUGGAGACUGAGAAGGUGAAGGGCUUCUGUCAGGUGACCGUGUCCUCCAACCUACGUGAUGCCACCUCGCAUCUGCUCCAGGCCAGUGGACUGGGAGGCAUGAAACAUAACGCUGUGCUGGUCUCCUGGCCACGCAACUGGAAGCAAGGAGAUGAGCACCAGACCUGGAGGAACUUUGUUGAGCUGGUCCGAGAAACCACCACCGCUAAUCUGGCGCUGCUUGUCCAAAGAACAUCGCGUCUUUCCCAGUCAAACGGAGAGCGUUUCAGUGAGGGUCACAUUGAUGUGUGGUGGAUCGUUCAUGAUGGAGGCAUGCUGAUGCUGCUGCCUUCUGCGCGCCAGCACAAGGUUUGGAGGAAAUGCAAGAUGCGUAUCUUCACCGUGGCCCAGAUGGACGACAACAGCAUCCAGAUGAAAAACGACCUGACAACGUUUCUGUAUCAUCUCCGUAUUGACGCCAUGGUGGAGGUUGUAGAAAUGCAAGACAGCGACAUCUCAGCCUACACCUAUGAGAAGACUCUGGUAAUGGAACAACGUUCACAGAUGCUAAAACAGAUCAAAAUGACCAAGAGUGAGCGAGAGAGGGAGAUUCAGAGCAUCACUGAUUCGUCCCGCGGGUCGAUCCGCCGCAAGAACCCGGCUGCUGUUACCACCCAGCUGAGCGUGACGGAGGACCAGCCAGCAGGCAGCAAGGAGGAGAAGCCUGAGGAGGAGUCAAAGUCGGCCUCUUCCCCUGUCUCCACCCCCGCCCAGGUCCAGCUUAUUCAAGACAGCACCACUGCGCCAAGCCCCGCCACCCCGGCCACCCUACUGACCCCCACGGAUAGCAUUCAGAGCCCCGGGGAGCAGGUCCAGAGGACCUGGACUGAGAAGUGUGAUGGGCAAUCGGCCAAACCGCCCGGUGCCGCAACACCGGAGGGCAUCAAAGACAUCUUCAACAUGAAGCCUGAGUGGGAGAACCUGAACCAGUCCAAUGUGCGGCGUAUGCACACAGCACUCCGGCUGAAUGAAGUCAUCAUGAAAAAGUCCUCAGAGGCCAAGCUAGUCCUCCUCAACAUGCCCGGGCCUCCCAAGAACCGGACAGGUGACGAGAACUAUAUGGAGUUUCUCGAGGUCCUCACCGAGGGCCUCAACCGGGUCCUCCUGGUCCGCGGAGGCGGACGCGAGGUUAUCACUAUCUACUCCUGAAAGACCUGCCCCAUCCCAUCCCCACCACCUCUCCUUUAGCCCUACUCCUGUAUCACAUGUGCGCUCAUCCUCUUAUCCACACUGCUUUUUCCCCAUCGCAUCACUUUUAAACUUUUAUUUAUGUUAAUCUUCUCACACCCAACUGAUAGCCCAGCUCAGCUCAAGUCCUGCAAGCUGUUGUAAUUCCUGUAGCCUCGAGAAUCCUUUAGACGCUCUCUGAAUUUGUCUCCCUCCCCCUCUCCUGACUUUCAUUGAUAGCCUAUUAAGUGGCAGCGAUUUGAGGUGCAGAGUGUGCGGGUUGUUCGUUGAGGUGUGAGCGCACAUGCAUGUACGUGUCCUCUACUCAUUUUAAUCUCUUCUGAAACCUCUUUUUAUAACGAGUGUGGCAUCAAAGUGUUUCUGAGAACAAGAGCCAGCUGAACAAGCCGGAUCGGACGUUUAGUUCCCUGGCGGUGGAUGGACGCCUCCCACAAGGCGCCGCUACAUCACAGCCAGGACCACCAGCUGUAAGGAGGAGAGGAUGAACUGUGACAAAUCACACGGCGUUCAGAGAAGACGGGUUGAGAUCCGUCCGUGACUACCUGCAGUAUAUUGCACUCGUUAUCCUCAUUGCAUUUUAGCGUCUUGUCGUGUUCUCCGUUUUUGUUCUGUCUCUUAAUCACUCCAUGUCUUUUUACUCAUCUUGUAGUGGCUGUUUGUCCCCAUGGCCACUGUCAGUGCCAAAAAAAAAGAGAAAAAAAAGAAAUGAGAGGCUAUCUUAAUAUGUAGAGUUUGACACGUAAUUAAAACUGUGAACGAUGUGUUUCCGAGCAGAUGUUUGGCGCGGCGCUAGAGUGUGACGAGAGUAUACCCGAAGAGAUUAUUAUUGCCAGCAGCCCUCGAGCCUCGUACGGAUCACUGUAAAUAAUGUACAAGCUCUGACGCGUUGUUCAGUUUGUCUGUAGUAUUUUUGUGACUUCCUAAAUGCUUGUGGUGGAAAGAAAAAGCUUCCUUCACUCAGAGGGAUGGUUCCAAAAUGCUGUUUUUAAAGAAAACCUAUUUAUUAGAUACAUAUUGCGCGGCUUAGGCUCCUGUCAAUCGUAAACUUGAUAAGCACCUGCACUGUGCAACGAGUGAUAACGAAUCCAUCCAGCUCAUUAAAUAAGUAAGACAACUAUUUUUACAUCUAGAGAACAAAUUUAUGUUUAUAGACAGAAUUUACACAUAGUUCUAUUAUCAUUUUAUCCAAAAAAACGUAGUUUGUUUUUUUUUGCCAAAUUUAGAUACCUUAAAUGUGCCAUAUAUAUAAAAGUAUUUUUCAAAUAAAUACAUUUAUUGAUUAAAAGUGAGAGAAGUGCUAAAAAUCAGAACCCAGAGGUGUUUACAUUAAGCGGUGGUUGUGAACUCGCCAUAUCGAUAACAACUGUCAGCUCUGAAUAUACAUCAGUUGACAUAAACGGAGAGGACGGCGGCUUCUGUAGCUCGGACACUCACUACGACUGAACUCUAUGCAGCAAGACUCUCCGCUGAGAUUGUCCGUCCUCUGGGCUGGAAACCUCUCAAACCACGCGCGUCUCCCCCCACCCCAGCAACUUGUGAGCAAAUCGCAUUUAGAUUUAAAAAAAAGGAAUGUGCAAUAGUCAAAAACCAGACUCAUGUGAUCAUGCUAUUUAUUUUUUUAACACAUAUAUUUUGUAUAUGUAGAUUUGGUACAUCUUAGGACUCGAGCAUCAUCUCACUCUGACCAAGGACAGCUGUCACCUUCUUUUCCUUUGUGUUCUCAAGGAAACUGUUUUUUGGUCAUUUGCACUUGUAGUAGAUCAAAGAAUAUAAAUAAAAUCAUAUAUACAUAUAUA